AUGUCCUGCGGCAGCGGCGAAGUCGAAGGAGGCAAAUCGGCCGCCGCGAUGGCGUCGUCGUCGUGGCACGACAGCUUGGCGGCGCCGCCUCGCGUCCUCAUUUCCCACCGCCCUUCUGAUGCCAGCAGUCAAGGGACUGUUCUGUCACUUCAACAUCCAAGAUCAGGAGAUGAAACAGGGUAUCUAUUUAUUGAUGGUCAACUUCAAGAGAUCAACUGGUUUAAGGAGCGUUAUGGUGCUUGGUUCUUGGGGGAUUAUGUUUGUGAAGAUGGUGGCCUCUAUUAUUGCACCCCUGUUGAUCCCAUCUUCAUUUUCCUACUGACUUUUGAAGCUGCACGUAUGUCGAACGGGAAGGAUCCAGGAAAAUUUAGACAACUGGAUGAAAUAUUGUAUGUUGAGGGAUAUCCUGGAUAUCAGCAGCUAAUGAAUGUAGCUAGCCACCAUAUGGAAUUGGUCUGUGAAGUAAAAGAAGUAUCUAACAUGAAGUUCUUUAGGCUGGAUAACUCCAAGGUCUUAUCUUGGUUGUGCUGCAAGGUAUACAACCUAAAGGAGGUCUUCCCCAAGUUGGGUAAAAAUUAUGCCGCCCAAACAGAAAAAGAACAAUUGAAGGAGGCUGUCCAAAUGAUCCGUGAAUAUCUGAAGGACGAACCAUGGUUAACAUUACUAUGCAAGAAGCUGCAGCUGGAUAUCAAUGAGAUUACUGCUGAUGCGACGACCAAAAUUGGUGAAGCUUCGUUUUAUGCGGACAGUUGUCCGGCACCUGCCCUCCCCUCUGAGAGUAAGACUGCGAAUGGUGGUGCCAAGUCAAUCAAAGGGAGGCCAGCGAAGAAACCAAAGACAGAGGACCCGACGACGAUCAGGCCGCCGAGGUGGCGCUGCAACGACGUGGUGGACAAGUGCUCCGCCGACUGCCAGCAGUGCGAGGCGUCGGCGGCCGGCGCCGGCGCCGGCUUCGUCUGCCGUGACUGGAUCUUCAGCCUGCUCGAGCCCCCGGUCUGCACGCCGAGGCCGUGGGACUGUUGCGACCUCGCCGCCUGCACGAGGGACUACAUCCCCUACUGCCGGUGCGCCGACAAGGUGGAGUCGUGCCCGAGCAACUGCAAAGAGUGCGAGGUCGUGGAGGAGACGGACUCGGACCCUCCGCGCUACCGUUGCCUCGACGUCUUCCACGGUUAUCCCGGUCCCAAGUGCACGCCAUGGAUCAGUAAGAGCAACUAG
Miscanthus lutarioriparius is the source of this 1218-nucleotide messenger RNA. The record is from the annotation of a GenBank genome assembly. NCBI's taxonomy places the organism in Eukaryota, Viridiplantae, Streptophyta, Magnoliopsida, Poales, Poaceae.